Impatiens glandulifera is the source of this 1948-nucleotide messenger RNA. Its product is annotated as cryptochrome DASH, chloroplastic/mitochondrial. Lineage: Eukaryota; Viridiplantae; Streptophyta; Magnoliopsida; Ericales; Balsaminaceae. Gene Ontology annotation, biological process: photoreactive repair. The transcript is spliced from 13 exons. The record is from RefSeq and is a predicted model, not a curated record. Bases 26 to 1777 code for a protein of 583 amino acids. Gene Ontology annotation, molecular function: DNA photolyase activity; FAD binding; DNA binding.
UCUCACUCCCAAAGUGAAAGAAACGAUGACUUUCGCAAUACGAAUUCAAUCUUCACUACAUUUGAAUUUCUUCUCUUCCAGAACCAUUUUCAAAAAAUCCUCCAAUUCUUUGAUUCGCCAUUCAUCUCAAAUUCAACUUCCUCUCUUUUCUUCGUCACCAAUGGCUUCUAGCUCCUCCGGCCGUUCAAUUUCAUCUACGACACAACAGGUUCCCACUCUAUCCUCCGAUCAAAUGGAUCGGAUCGCUGACGAUACUAUCAGAAAAUACUCAUUGUCUAUCUCUUCCACUAAGAGAACCGGAAAAGGAAUCGCCAUUGUUUGGUUUAGAAAUGACUUGAGACUGUUGGAUAAUGAGGCUUUGGUUAAGGCCUGGUUUUCGUCAGAAACUCUACUUCCUGUAUAUUGUAUUGAUCCUAGGCUUUUUGGUGUCACUCAUUACUUUGGAUUUCCUAAAACCGGAGCUUUGAGAGCACAAUUUCUAAUUGAAUGUUUGCAAGACUUGAGGAAGAAUUUGAUGAAACUAGGUUCUAACUUGCUCAUUCGAUUUGGUAAACCUGAAGAAAUUCUGCCCUCAAUUGCUGGAGAGUUUGGAGUUCAUACAAUCUUUGCUCAUAAAGAAACUUGUAGUGAGGAGGUGAAAGUUGAGAGAUUAGUUUCUAACAGAUUGCAACAAGUGAUUCUACCAUCAGGGAAAUCUUCAAAUUCAUCUAGAUUUCCUAGAUUGCAGCUUAUUUGGGGAAGUACAAUGUACCAUAUUGAUGACAUCCCUUUUGAUAUUAACUCUUUACCAGAUGUCUAUACCCAAUUUCGUAAGGCUGUUGAAUCCAAGUCUAAAGUUCGAAAGUGCAUAGAGAUUCCUGCAUCAAUUGGUCCUUCUCCCAAUGUUAUGGACUGGGGAUGUAUUCCUACUGUUGAUGAGCUGGGAAUCGAACCUCAAAAGGUUACUAAAGGCAUGAUAUUUGUUGGUGGAGAAAGUGCAGCUUUAAGCCGAGUGCAUGAAUAUUUCUGGAAAAAGGAUUUGCUGAAGAUCUACAAAGAAACACGAAAUGGAAUGCUUGGACCUGACUAUUCCACAAAACUCUCUAUGUGGCUGGCUUCAGGAAGCCUCUCUCCUCGUUAUAUACUUGAAGAGGUAAGAAGAUAUGAAAAAGAAAGGCUGUCCAAUGACUCCACAUACUGGGUUUUGUUCGAACUCAUAUGGAGGGAUUACUUCAGGUUUCUAUCACUCAAAUAUGGAAAUUCUAUUUUCCAUGAAGGUGGUCCAAGAAAACUCAAGUUGUCUUGGAGUCAAGACCAACUCUUAUUCAAGUGUUGGAAAGAUGGUCAAACAGGGUAUCCCCUUGUAGAUGCAAAUAUGUUGGAACUCUCGAACACGGGUUUUAUGUCGAAUCGAGGUAGACAGAUUGUUUGUUCGUUUCUUGUCCGGGACAUGGGACUGGACUGGCGAAUGGGAGCUGAGUGGUUUGAGACAUGUCUAUUAGAUUAUGAUCCUUGCUCCAAUUAUGGUAAUUGGACAUACGGAGCAGGUGUGGGAAAUGAUCCAAGAGAGGACAGGUACUUCAGCAUACCAAAACAGGCUACAACUUAUGAUCGCGAUGGGGAAUACGUAGCAUAUUGGUUACCUGUUUUAAGUUUACUUCCAAAAGAUAAGAGGCAUUUCCCUGGAUCUUCUUCAUAUAUCAAGCAAGUAGUACCACUCAAAUAUGGUAUGAAUAACAGAAGCCCAAAUCAAGGCACUUCCUCAGGAUUUAAGCCAGAAAGAAAUCAUCGAUAUUGAGAAUAGUUUCGUCGGUAAGCCUGGUUUGCAGCUAGAAACUCGUAUCCUUUCCUUGUUUGUUAUUAUUAUCGAUGAAUUUGUUGUUGUAAGUUAGGAAGAAUUGAGUUAUUAUUUAUUAGCCUGAAUGAAUAAUUGUUUAUAUGGCAGUUAACUUAAGAUUGGUUACACUCA